GACUGCCCCUGUUAAGCCAGGAAGUGGGCCAAUGCUUUAGUUAGACGGAUGGUUGCAGGGAGUCGGGGACUUAAAGAGGACCACAUAAUGUGGGUUACUGCCAUCCGAGGCACUUACAUCAGUAUAUUAUGACUGAAUUCAAAUUUGGCAAAAAUACAGGCCAUUUUGACCUGUUAUUUAGUUGUUAAAACUACUUGGAGUUGGAGGAGGGGUGAGAAGCUCGCUCAUCCUCUCUCUUCUGUGAGACUCAGAGCAUGUGAUGAACAACCGACUUCUUCAGGCCAUUCGCAGAUGUGUUGCCUCAACUCCAGGGAAUUAACAGCUGACCUCACAGCUGUCUGCUCUGCGCCGGGCGUAAAGGGACCAUCUCUGUGUUGCUGUAGAGUACUGGUUCAUAUUCUCCAUAACCAUGGACCUGACCGCGCUUUCAGACGACGAGGCCAAGCACGUCUGGGAGGUCAUACAGAGAGACUUCACCCUCAGGAAGAUAGAAGAAGAGAGACUGGGGGACCUAAAGACUAAGAUAGAGAAGGAGGACACUAAGAUUGAGCUGCUGGGUACUCAGACCACCCUGGUAGACUCUCACUGUAUCCGCUGUCUGCAGCCCUUCAAGUUCCUGGUCAACAGUAAGCGUCAGUGCAUAGACUGUAAGAUGUACACCUGCAAGGCAUGCAGCCGCUACAACAAGAAGGAUCACGGCUGGGUGUGCGACCCCUGUCGUAUGACAAGGGUCCUUAAAAUUGGAACAGUGGGAUGGUACCAUGACAACGUGCGCACCCGUUUCAAGCGCUUCGGCAGUGCCAAGGUGAUGAAGUCUCUUUACAAGCGACUCAAUGGAGAGGGUGCCCGGCGUGACAGUGACACACAAAGCAUGCCUGAUUUCCGCAAUGAUAGGUACAAUGGUCAUGAUGAGGACUAUGCAGAAGCAGAAGCUCAGCGAUACAAAAUGAUGCGAAAGAACAAGCGCCUGCUCUCUGUUCAUCCCAUGGACUUGGAUGUGGAUAUAGAAGAGUAUUUUCCACCCCACUCUCGCACUCACUCUCGUCGACAAUCCUACCAGCAGAUCCAGGAGGAGCGAGGUGGUGGUCACCGGGGUGACAUGGAGUUCAUGGAUUCCAUGCAGCAACAACAACACCGCAUGAACCGUAGGAAGAGCCUGGAUAGGUACAACAUGCGCCCUGACGAUGGGCAGUAUGGGAUGGUGCGUGCCCGCUCCCUAUCCAAGAUCAGCUCCUCUAUGAACCGCCAGCACUAUGUGGACACGUCAGAAGAGGAGGAGGGAGGGCGCAACACCAUGUACCAGACCCCCUAUCGCCGACGCCCUUCCUACAGCCGAGUUGGCUCUCACGAGAACCUGCAGGCCCCAACACAGCAACCGGUCAAUGCGCUAAACAAGCGCAUGUCAGCCAUAGAGAGUCUCCUGAACCGGCUGGAGUCCAAGAUGACUCUACCCCCCGAAGAUGAGGAGACGCCCCCGACCGCUGCACAGAUAGAGGAGGAGAAGCUGAGGAGGAAGCUGAGCGAGCUGGCGGGGAACAUCAGUGUUCCGUCCUCCGACGAGGAAGCAGGAGGGGGGAAGAAGACCCCUUUAUUAAAGAGGGCCGCUGUGAAGAGUAACCUCCCAGUCCUCCCCCUAGAGCCCCUCAGUUCCUCCAGCGAUGAGGGGCCCACCGAGGCUCAGCAGAGAUCCACCGCGGCGGCCCUCUGUGACAUCACCAAAGAGUUUCUAAGAACCAUUAAUGCCGCUGAAAGCGCGAUGAACGAGUACUUCCCCUCAAUAACGUCUAAUGACAGCCCCAUGAUAACUGACGUGGCUGACGUAAGGAAAGCAGCUGAGUCUUACAGGGAACUUGAGGAAAAUGUGUACAUGACCUCAGGGAAGUCCUUUGAUCUGGAGAAGAAGCUGAGGCAUCUGGAGCAGAGUGCCAAGAACCGCUUCGGAGGGGCCACAGACUCGGAGCUGUCUGACCUGGAGGACGUGGUGGCUCUGACUGCACAUCGGGUCCAGAGCACUGAGAGUGAGGUGUCUGAUUUGGAGAACAAACUUGCUGCUCUAAGUGCCUCAGGGAAGAAAAAGAUAUCAGGUUCACAGAACAGGAAAAGGUUUAACCAAGACUUCCCCACAAAACCCAGCAACGGCUCAGGAUCCCUACGGAAAUCCAAUCCCAUGUAAAAGGACUGUACGACGAAUAAGCCCAAUGAAACUGUCUGUAUUAUCUUAGUUACUGAAAUAUACCUUCAACCUUAUCUGUCACUGAUCCACUGUAUAUCUGAUGUCAAUCUCAUAUCCACAUUGUUACAGUAUGUUAAUGGUAUAUCCACACCCACAAUGCACAGCAGUUAUGUGCUGUAAAAGCAGGCUACACCAUAGCUAUGUUCAAUGCAAAAACAACCCUGGUUUACUGCCUGAAAGCCAUACGCAUUCUAAAGUAUCCUCUCAGUCUCAAUGUAUCUGAUGUCUAAACUCAUGAAUGAUUGGUCAAAAGGGCAAUUUGUGGGGAAAAAAUAUCAGAAUUGGGCUUCCUGCUGCAAAACAGUCUAAGUUUCCUGAUUCAAAAAAUGGAGUUUGAUUAGUGAACACUGGUAAAGUGGUAGUUUCUGUACACUAUCAUGACCUCGUCUAAUAAUGACCUUUUGGGUUGCAUGGGAUUCUGGGAAACAAGCACCACGACUUACUAUCUUACAUCACCAACUGUGUUACAUUCAAAUAACAGAGUGUCUGUUACAUAUUGUCGUAGUACAUAUCUUUCUGAAAAAGAACAGUGAAAUGUUGUCUUGACACUGACCAGACAAAUAUGAUAUGAAAUAACAAGUUAUCUAGUCUGGAUAAUGAUCUCUGUUUUGUUUUCUCUCAAUUCAUAUAAAAAAAUAUGUCUGAAACCGUUUUCAAGACAAUUAUAAAUAUUGGAAUGAAUAUAGGAUGAAUAUAUAUAUAUAUAUAUACUGUAUCAUUUGAAAAGCUGCAGUGCGUUGUGCCGUCACUGGGCUUCUGCAUCUAAUAAAUUGUAUCACAUCAA
Messenger RNA from Oncorhynchus kisutch (coho salmon), 3017 nucleotides. RefSeq names its product melanophilin-like. Gene Ontology annotation, cellular component: cortical actin cytoskeleton. The record is from RefSeq and is a predicted model, not a curated record. Lineage: Eukaryota; Metazoa; Chordata; Actinopteri; Salmoniformes; Salmonidae. Bases 410 to 2173 code for a protein of 587 amino acids. Gene Ontology annotation, molecular function: myosin binding; small GTPase binding; actin binding. The transcript has 17 exons. Gene Ontology annotation, biological process: intracellular protein transport.